This is a messenger RNA of Aureococcus anophagefferens, 1827 nucleotides long. RefSeq lists its product as hypothetical. The coding region runs from base 1 to 1827 and encodes 608 amino acids. The transcript has 2 exons. Gene Ontology annotation, cellular component: cytoplasm. Lineage: Eukaryota; Pelagophyceae; Pelagomonadales; Pelagomonadaceae. The record is from RefSeq and is a predicted model, not a curated record. Gene Ontology annotation, biological process: protein transport.
AUGGAUUACCUCCUGAAAUACCUCCAGGAACUGGUGCUCCCGCUGCCGCGCCUCGCCGCCUCGCCCGAGGCCCCGCCGGCGGCCUUCGACGCGGCGCCGCCGCUUGCCAAUAUCUGGCCGCCGCCGGCGGACGAGCCCGUCGGCGCGCCGCCGCCGCGCACCGAGCCGAAGACGCCGUCGGCGGCCGUCGCCAACAAGGGCGCGACGCCUCGUGCGUCCGUCGUCUCGCCCGACUUCUCGCUCGCGGCGCUCGAGAAGCCCGGGCGGCCCAAGACGACGCCGUCGAAGAUCACGGACGCGCACCUCCAGCGCUGGGGCGCCGACUCGGAGGACUCGGAGCUCGAGACGCCCGGGCCCUGCUCCGCCGUUUCCAGGAAGCCGACGACGCUCGCGAAGAUCCUCGAGGACGACGACACGCCCGCGCCGGCGCUCGGCGACGCGCCGCGGCGCCCGCUCCGCGCCCACGCCAUCACGCAGAAGCACCUCACGAACUGGGGGGAGAGCGACUCGGAGUCGGAGGUCGGCGACUCCGCGUCGGAGGCGGGCACGCCGGCGAAGGUCGCGCGGCCGCGCGGCGCCAAGCCCAAGCUCGCCUUCGCGGACCUCAAGAACGACGCAGCCCCGACGGAGCGUCUAGCCAUGGGCGUCGCCCAGUCGUCGGAGGUGAGCAGCCUCGCGGGCUACGCGAGCGUCCAGGUCGCCGUGGAGAAGUCCCUCUACGGCGCCGGCGAGACCGUGCGCGGCUACGCCCAGCUCGCCGUCCAGCAGCCGACGAAGAUGUCGUCGGUCACGGUCCAGCUCGUCGGCGAGGCCAAGACGACGGUGCACUACACGACGCACUCGGGCAGCGGCAAGAAGCGCAAGACGCACCACCACACCGCGCGCGAGACCGCGCCCGUCGUCGCGCUCGAGGCCCGCGUCGCCGACUUCCCGUCCGGGUCCGCGCCCGCGGGCACGUGGCAGUGCCCCUUCGAGUUCGUGCUGCCCCUCGACGCGCCGUCGUCCAUGGCGCGGCACGGCGCGGGCCGCAACACGGCGUCGCUGGCCUACUACGCGGGCGUCGUCGUGUCCCGGCCGGGCUGGACGCGGAGCAAUUUGGUGCACCGCGUCAUGAUCGACGUCGUCGCCGCGCCGCCGGCCCUCGUCGCGCCGCCGCGCCGGGACGAGGCCGUCAAGGUGACGCGCUGCUGCUGCAUCCCCGCGGGCGACAUGACCCUCGGCGCGCGACCGUCGAAGAACGCCUACGUCGGCGGCGAACGGCCCGAGGUGCUCUACGCGGUCGACAACGCGUCGACGCAGGUCGUGGAGCGGGUUUCGGUGACUCUCUACCAGAACAUCCGCUUCAACGCCGGCACCCACGGCCACUUCUUUCGCUCCGUCGUCGCGAGCGUCGUCGGGCCCCCCGUCGCGAUAAACGACCGCUUCGGCUUCGAGGGCGGCGCGCCCGCGCGGUCCGCGGAAAUCCAGCUGCCGCCGACGUUCUCCGCGUUCUCGCUGCGCACGCGGACCAUCGAGGUGACGCACCAGAUCGUCGUCCAGAGCAAGACGGAGAGCUGCUUCGUGAAGGACCCCUACAUCGCGCUCGACACGUGGCUCUACCGCGCGACGCCGCUGCCCUACGCGGUCCCCCUCGACGAGGGCGAGGCGCCAUCGAUACCCACCGCCGUCCCCAUCGCCUACGCGCCCAACGCGUCCCUCGCGCUCCCGGGCGCGCCGGCCUGCCCGACGGCCGUCCCGAUCGACACGACCGGCGACGGCGUCGCCGACUCGUGGGGCUGGGACACGAGCGGCGACGGCCGGGUCGACAAGGUCCAGGCCAUGACGUGA